Ectocarpus siliculosus is the source of this 1560-nucleotide messenger RNA. The record is from the annotation of a GenBank genome assembly. Lineage: Eukaryota; Phaeophyceae; Ectocarpales; Ectocarpaceae.
AUGAUAUUGGUGGUGGCUUUUCAGGCAUAUUCGCACAAGGGGCAUCGGACUGCUGGGGCUGGCGAGGACCGUGCGCACCGUGGGUGGGCCAGGAGAACACCCGGACUUCAGAAAUCUGGUCGAGGCCUCAGUGCUCGUGCGAGCCUCGCAACAGGCUUGCCCAAGUCGCUGAUGGAGAGCAGCCCCGGAGAGGUGCUUGUCGUGGACUGCGGAGGAAGCAACAUCGCUGUAGCGGGGGAACUCUUCUCGGCAGAGGCAAAGCGACGAAGCCUGGCGGGGAUGCUCAUCGAGGGUGCCUGCAGGGACACCGAGACCAUCGCGAGGCUCCGGUUUCCGGUGUACUGCCGCUUUGUCAACCCCAUGGCUGGACGAUGCAUCACCCUGGACAGAGAUCUCAUGCAGGUGCCCGUCACGAUCGGGGGGGUCGAGAUCAACCCCGGCGACGUGAUCAUGGGAGAUGAUGACGGCGUCGUGGUUCUCGGGAAUGACUUGGACAAAAUUCAGAAAACUGCCCUAGCUGCUUCGGAGAUCCUGCGAAACGAAAGCGCCGUGCUGACCGAGGUCCUCGACAACAACAGAUGUCUCUUGGAGUUCAUGGACAUGAUGGACAGCCACAAGAAAGUCUCCCCAGAGUGAAUGCCGUUACAAGAUGCGCAGAGACGACACCUCCCUCUAGACCGAUUUUCAACGGUCGAUUGCUCCACGAACAACCUUGUGCCAUCAACAAAAAUGGUGGUUUUCGAAGCGUCUCGUCGAGGGCUUGCCGUAGGCGUAUUGGGCUCUUUCCGCUCCCGCUUGGUUGUGGAGAAUUCGAGUGAUGAAUGUCUGAGGGGUGUCAUCUCCCCGCCUCUUGCGGUAGUCAUUUAGUGGGAUAUGCCGGGCACUAACAAGGAAGGUUGCUCCAGGCUGGAAUGGCGCCUGAUGGGCACAGCGCAAAGUCAACAAGAAGGCUUGGAGAGCAGAUGCGCCUGUCACUGUCGGCAGUAACCGCGAGAACCUAAGCGGGCGUGUUUCGUUUUUUCCAUCUCUUCAUCCCAUCCGUGUUCUGGCGCCCGUCGACACACCUUUUCGGUGUAAGAUGUGUUUGUCGCGCCACGCGUCGUCGCAAAUGAUUAUCUGUGUACACAUGCUCAAAUUUUCGUCCUGCGGUGCUUGCCCCAGUUUUGAGCCCUGGCUGAUCCAGCCCGCGUUUGUCGCUGACGUGGUGUGUGGGGUACGGAACUCGGUAUUCUCUUCGACGUUUUCGGCUUUUUUUUUUCGUGAGACAUGGUUGGAGAUUCCGUGGGCCCAGGGUUGGGUCGAGGGCACCAACGUGUGGAGUACGUUGGGUAGGUGCAGUUUUAAGUGCUAGUUGUAGAGAUGGGUGGCCUACACCGAGGCCUCGUACGUUGGCCGCUAGCAUGCAGCGUGUAGGGUUGGCCCGACGGACACUUGUUGACAAGAGGUCAAGCUUGGCGGUGCUGUCAGAGAUACACUUGUUGGACUUGACGCCACUAUGAAGACGAACAUCCCACAGCGAAGGGUAACACGUUCACGUUAAUUGGAUUGAUUCUGUUCGCG